This is a messenger RNA of Lingula anatina, 910 nucleotides long. Its product is annotated as tubulin-folding cofactor B. Gene Ontology annotation, molecular function: alpha-tubulin binding; microtubule plus-end binding. Gene Ontology annotation, cellular component: microtubule plus-end; nucleus; cell cortex. The record is from RefSeq and is a predicted model, not a curated record. Gene Ontology annotation, biological process: cytoplasmic microtubule organization; post-chaperonin tubulin folding pathway; tubulin complex assembly. NCBI's taxonomy places the organism in Eukaryota, Metazoa, Brachiopoda, Lingulata, Lingulida, Lingulidae.
UAAACGAGACUUUGUAUACGGGAGGAUAAUUUGGAUCGGCAGUUCCUUAGUAACUCACCUACUAAAAUGUCAGAGCAGUAUUCUGUCGUUACCCAAAGUGUGGUCAAUGUCACAGUGUCCAGCAAUAUAAAUUCGUUUGGCACCGAAAGAAGAUUUCCAAAAGAUAUUCCAAUUGCGGAGUUGAAGAUGAAGCUAGAACUUCUAACAGGAGCAUCUUCUGCCACUAUGAAGCUGGAGGCCUAUGACAAGGAUGACAAGUUGGUGUGUGCAAUGGACAAUGAUGCAGCUAUGCUGGGAUCUUAUCCUGUAGAUGAUGGAAUGAGAAUACAUGUAAAAGAUACAGCCCAUACUGUAGGAGAAUUUGAAGAUGUUUCUAAGGUUGAGAAGUUUGAACUGACAGAAGAAGAGUAUGCUAACAGAACAGAUAGUGUCAGAGCAUUCAAGCAGAGAAUGAAGCUAGGCCGCUUCCAAGAUGUAGAUCCUGAAGUUGCCAAGAAGCAAGAGGAAGAAAAGAAAGAAAAAGAAAAGAAGGAAAAAGAAAAAGCAGAUUCUAUGAAAGUUGGUGACAGGUGUGAAGUCAAGCUAGCUAAUCAGAUGGCAAAGAGAGGCAUUGUACAAUAUGUAGGAACAACAGAUUUCAAACCUGGGUAUUGGGUUGGUGUACAGUAUGAUGAACCAUAUGGAAAGCACAAUGGAACAGUAAAUGGAAAGCAGUACUUUCAAUGUCCAGAUAAAUAUGGUGCCUUUGUAAAGCCUGAGAAUGUGGAAGUAGGGGAUUUUCCUGAAGAAGAUCUUGGCUUUGAGGAUGAUGAAAUGUGAACUGCGGUGACCAGGAGUGAUUGCAUUCCUUCUUGGACGGGGCUUGGGGCGUGGUUGGCAUGUCUUGCAGUCCAGCUUACGAAUCAGCCAG